Messenger RNA from Anarrhichthys ocellatus (wolf-eel), 4132 nucleotides. RefSeq names its product ankyrin repeat domain-containing protein 61. NCBI's taxonomy places the organism in Eukaryota, Metazoa, Chordata, Actinopteri, Perciformes, Anarhichadidae. The transcript has 5 exons. Gene Ontology annotation, molecular function: protein binding. The record is from RefSeq and is a predicted model, not a curated record.
AGUUGACACUGUCAGGUCCAUUCUCCAUCCAUUGUGUGCGGCCCCUUUAAGAAUUAGGAUUUGGGAGUGAUGCGGAUAUGAAAGUAGGUUUUAUUAAACAGCUGAAUGAAGAUAAAUAAUUGCACCCUUACAUCCCGAUGUACAAGACACAUUCAAACACACACACACACACACACGCUCUACCACUUGUACAAAGUUACCGAAACAUAGUACAGCAGUGGUUGAAUAAAUCAAGUUGUGACUAUCUGUGGAUGGCUGAGACCCUUUAGGCUUAGGCGUUGUCGGACUCAGACAAAUUAACUACGACUUCUGAGCUCUGAAGCCGGCUGAUCUGUCUCCUCAGCUGCAUGAUCUCUCCCUCCUGCUCUUCAACCCGUCUCUGUAAACUAUGGAUCACCUGGAGAGGAAAAAGAAAAGAAAAAAGGGUUAAAAUGAUCAGGAACUGUUAAUAACACUUCAAAUGUGUUAUAAGCCUUGUUGGAGCCAACAGAGAGCACUCUCUGAAGAGUUCACUCUGUAGAAGCUGGCUGGCUGUGGGACGAACACUGGGCUCCUUAUUCGUCAGGUUCCUAAUGAACUUCGUCAGGACCGGCCAUCUCUGGCAGAACGGGUCUGGGAUUUUCCCCUCUCUCAGGUCCCCAAGGGUCCGGGCCCGUUCCAUCUCGGUCCCAAAGGGCUGGAAUAGCUCGAGAGCCAGCACUCCGAUGCUGUACAUGUCUGACUGGGAGAGCAACAACGUCACAAAUAAAGUUGAUAAAUGAUGAAAGUAUAGCACGGAAAUAUGUGUCAUGUUUAAUGAAGUGUGAAUUUAUAUUAAUUUAGUUGUCGUACUGUUAAUAUGUUUACCUUUGAAUCAUAAUGGGAGCCCUUCAGUUGCUCUGGAGCAGCAUACACAAAUGUGCCAACACCUGUAGUGUGUGAGGAUUCUGCAAAAUACACCAGAGAUGUGACUUUAAAGCACAUGGUGCCAUCUACUGGUGAAUCCGUGAGGUACUAUCGUGAAAGUGAAACGAGCUAAGAGGUGCAGUAUUACCACUGCUGGGAGGUGCGGUGCCUUUAUGGCCAUCCAUUAUUAUAUCCCUGCAGGCCAAACCAAAGUCCCCAAUUCGAACAUGGCAGUCGUUACCAUGGAGGAAAAUGUUCCUGGGCUAUGGGGGAAAAACAAACACAUUACAAUUAGUUUUAUGUUAUAUGUCAGUGAGUGUAAAGAUACUGAUUUCCAAGGUUUUUGAAAGUGAAUAAAGGAGAUAUGAUUCUGAAACAUGUAGCUGCUUUAUAUCACACAGGCAACUCAAAUACUGAACUUUAAUCGCUGCAUUUGAAGCUUUUGUAAGGUAGCAUUUGCGUUCCUCAAAGUAAAAUACUGAAGUGCCACAAGAGUGAAAAAAAACCCUAUAAAUUAGCCAGAAGGGUGUCACCGGUCCCCAUCAUUGGCCCUGCACACAACACAAAGUUAUCAGAUGUGACAGGAAGACAUCAAACUCUCACACGGAUGUGGUGAAAUCCUGUGAUGAACUAGAAUAACCAGCUUUCAACCACCGCUCACUUCCUGAAAGACUUGACACAGACAGCAGUGAAGCUGCUAUGCCUGGUCAUGUUGGAGGAGAGCAAGGGACAUGAGGGGGACAGGAGCAGUAACUGUCAAGUUUCCCAACAAUGAAUAUUAUACUGCAAUUAUGGAGGAAGACUUGGGACGUAUAGAAGACGUGUCAAAAAAGUAUGGGAGCAACUUUCUUAUACGCGGGGCACCCGGAUAAGUUUUGUGGAAAAUAAAUGCAACAAUGUUACUUGGCCUUGCUACACCUCCCCUUCAUCUGGCUGCCUCUUACAGAAGAGUGAAGAGCAUGCAGAGUUUGCUGUCAACAGGGGCGGACCCUGACAUGAGGGACCAGCUUGGUCGAACCCCUCUGCACUUGGUGAUAGCCGGUUGGCCGAGCAUCCUGACUACUAAACCAAGCUCCAAGUUCCAGAUUGCUGUGAGUGGCGUACGCAGACAGGCAGAGGCCUGUCUAGGGCUCCUCGUGGAGCACAGCAUUAACAUCAAUGCAAAGGUUGAGGGGAGUCACCAGACGGCUCUCCACCUAUCAGUACGCUACACGGCUCUGUCUGCUGUCCCAAUUCUGGCCCGCUUCGGUGCUGAUGCUAAUGCUGCGGACAGCAGUGGGAUGACGCCCCUGCAUAUGGCUGCUGGGAUCCUCCAUAAGGACAUCAUGGCUAGCUUGAUAAGGAGGGAGCGGACGUGGACAUGGUUGGUAUUGUUGUCUAUCUCUGCAUAUAAAUCUGUGUUUUUAAGCCUGUUGAAAUAUAUGCUUUAGGUUCUACAUCUGUACUACAAUAAAUUCCAUUCAUUCUUGACUAUUUUAAAGGGGAUGACGCCUGUGCAGGAGGCGUGCAGCAUGGGCAACACAGAGCUGGUGGACGUGCUGCUCAGGUAUGGAGCCAACAUCAAAAGUCUGAGCAAAGCGGGGGAGAGCUGUCUGUUCCUGUUCCUGAACCACAGGACUAAUGUAAGGAACAGCUCUCUGCUGGGGAAACUCCUCAGUCUGACCUCCCCGCUCACCGUCUACGACCAGAGCGGCCACCUGCCCUCUACUUUGACGCAACCAUGUUUCUUUAAACAGAGAGACCAGCUUCUAAAACUCACUCAGCAGCCGAGGAGGCUUCGGGACAUCUGCAGGAGUGACAUCUAUCUAAAAUACGUCCAGGGCAAGGGCGACGAGUUGAGAAAACUUCUGCCUGAUAAGCUCUAUGACUUCGUGUUCAACUACUGGGAACAAAACAUUUCCUUUCAUGACCAAGACCAUUUGAAUGACUUAUUUGACGUUAGUUGACACCGGUGUGUCAAUGCAAACUAUAAGCGACUGCAAAAGUUAGCAUUAAGCUACAGACAUAACACAUGGUGAUCAAACGAAAUCCAUGGAAGCACCUUACCUUCAGGUCUCUGUGCAUCAUUCCCCUGGAGUGAAUGUACUCCACUCCUUUAAGAAUCCCUCUCAGCAGGCUGAGUGUGUGUUCGGUGUCAACACAUCCAUAAGGACCUGAAAAAAAACAAAAGUAUAUCAGGUUUUUGAUGUAAUUUCAUCUGUAAUUUCUACUGGAACAACGUCAUUUUGUGAAGUCAUGUGUGUUUUAAACAAUUACAUUUUGGGGUUUGCUCUUCUUUGGGCUUGGUGUUCCUCUCAGAGAUCCAGUCCUUCAGUGAGCGCUCACACAGCUGCAUCUGGAUGUAGAGCAUCAGGUGGAACUGUACCUGCAGAUACAGAGCAACCAUACGUUUUAAUAAAGUAAAAAAAAACAAAUCACACGUUUAACUUAUGCAAUAAAACAUGGCGAUCGUUAUUUGUUCGUCUGAUCACUGAAAGCCUCUCUAAGUGCCUACCUCUUUAGAAGGCUUUGUUGUGCGGUUUUUGCCAGCCCACUGCUGAAAUUCCUUGUCGAUGCAGGAGUUGUUGUUCAGUUCGAUGCUACUCCUGCUGGACUCCUCCUCUAACAGUGCCGAGCUGUCCCAGCCCAUGGCGGGACAUUUGGAGGUCUUCGGGGGACCCCCCUGUCCCAGGAACACACAGGGGACGUAGUUCUUGGGAAUCCGGCGCAUCGUCUUGGCACACACCACCUGGCCCUUCUCUGGGGUCGGAACCAAAGCUUCGACGGGCUCGGCCGCUCUCGGGAGUGCGCUGGCACUCGAGUCUGUUGGUGCUCGACUGAGGCUUUGAAAAACGAUCGAGGAGUUGCUGCUGAUGUUGUCAGAGCUCUCAUCGGAACUGCGAUUGAAGGAGCCGAGAUCGAUUCAGUGUUGUUGGACAAUUUAAUGACUAUUAUCGCAUCUACAUGCCCUGAGAUAAAUACUGUAAAUACUGUUUGAAAUAUUUAUUUUACUCACCUGCUACACUGGCAUACAAAACAAAACAAACAAAGAAAAUCUAAUUUCAUGUUAUUUCUGUAUAGAAUCAAAGUCAGUAAUUAUUCCAACGAGGAAAAAUAGGCUGCGAUUAACUCCACCGUCACUUUCUAUGCCGAUUAUCUCUCAAUCAAUCGGGUUAUACAAUGACAGAAAACAGUAAAUGGAUCCUACCUGUCUUGUUCACAUGACUCCAGUGCAGGCAGGAGAGACUCAGGAUCUGCAACAGAGAUG